Messenger RNA from Poecilia latipinna (sailfin molly), 4336 nucleotides. RefSeq names its product N-acetyl-beta-glucosaminyl-glycoprotein 4-beta-N-acetylgalactosaminyltransferase 1-like. Gene Ontology annotation, molecular function: acetylgalactosaminyltransferase activity. The coding region runs from base 1 to 3648 and encodes 1215 amino acids. The record is from RefSeq and is a predicted model, not a curated record. NCBI's taxonomy places the organism in Eukaryota, Metazoa, Chordata, Actinopteri, Cyprinodontiformes, Poeciliidae. Gene Ontology annotation, cellular component: Golgi cisterna membrane. The transcript is spliced from 18 exons.
AUGGACAUGCUGCUUCGCAGACCACAGAGAAGGGAGCCCGGCAGCUCUCUGGCUGGAAAGUCGGACCAAAUCCCGGAUCAGGGGGAGAGCGCAGGCUUCUUGGAGAGCGGGUUCUUGGCUGGAUGGCUCCUUGUUUCCGUAAAGGACGACGAGCCAAUCAUUGGAGGGGCUGACAGCAGAGAUCAAACCCACAUCCGAAAGUUUCUCAGUCAGAAGCAAAAGAAGUUACUAUGGAAACCAGAGUAUAAGGGCCAGGCCAACCUGCAUGUGUUUGAGGACUGGUGCGGCUCGUCUGUAGCCCAGCUCAGAAAGAACCUGCACUUCCCUCUUUAUCCUCAUACAAGAACCACAGUAAAGAAGCUGGCCGUGGCUCCAAAGUGGAAAAACUACGGCUUGAGAAUAUUUGGUUUCCUUCACCCAUACAAAGAUGGUGAUUUCCAGUUCUCCGUAUCGUCUGAUGAUAACUCAGAGUUCUGGUUGAGCCCCGAUGAGUGUCCUCUCAAUGCCAGACUGCUAGUCUAUGUAGGACAGCUGGGUACAGAGUGGACUGCUCCAGGCGAGUUCACCAAGUUCAGGUCCCAAUCCUCCAAAUCUGUGCACCUGAUAUCAUCCAGGCGAUACUAUUUUGAGAUUCUUCACAAGCAAGAUGACAAGGGAUCAGACCACGUGGAGGUUGGGUGGCGGCCGUUCCUCCCAGGUCUGAAGUAUGAAGUGAUAGACUCAGCUUACAUCUCCCUCUACACAGAUGAGUCCAGUCUGAAGAUGAACAGCGUGGAUCACAUCCCUCAGACUUUGGCCAGUCACAUCCAUCUCCCAGCAGAAUUUCGGCCACAGGGUCUGGAAGGAGACAUGAUCACACCGCAUGGAGCUGAUAUGCUGAGGCCAGACCCCAGGGAUACUUUCUACAGCACCCCAGUGAUUGACCCCUCUCGGCUGCAAAACGUUCUUCCAGCCUGUCUCUACUCUCCAACCUACGUAGUCAAAGAUUUUCCCAUCGCCCGAUACCAAGGCCUUCAGUUUGUCUACCUAUCUUUUGUCUACCCUAACGACUUCACACGUCUCACCCAUAUGGAACGGGAAAACAAAUGUUUCUACAGAGAGUCUCCUAUCUACUUGGAGAAAUUUGGUUUCUAUAAAUAUAUGAAGAUGGAUGAGGAGGAAGAUGACAGACUGUUCUUUUUCCCCAACCCAGAUGACUUUCUUGAAGAAGAGGAGGUCGUGGAUGCAGAGGACGAGGCAGAGAUUGUUGGGACGCAUUCGCCCAGAAAACCUUCUCAUCCAAGCCAGUCCAGUCAUAUGCAUAAUUCUUCCCAUCAGCACUCAAAAACUGGGGCCACACCCGCAGGCAGAGAGGAAGAGCAAGGUAAAGAAGAUCUAAAAGAAGAAGAAGAGGAGGAGGAGGUGGGAGAGGUCAACAGUAUCAUACGUCACAGAAAAAGAAAACAGUCUUUUCACAGGGAUAGACAGAAUGAUGAGAGGGUUCUGGACAGAGACUGGGGAAGGGAUCAUACUCGUGGGAAUAUGAGACAAGAUACAAGGAAAGGACUUGAGGAAGACCAACCCAUAGCUCUGUUACCAGACGUGGACAGUGUGGUCAGGGGUCGCACUUUGUCCUGGGUCUAUACUGGUCCCGCAGACCAAGACCUGAACAAGAAAGCCAAAGCACAAGGUGGGAGAGGUGAUCUUGAGGUACCUCCUAAAAUUAGCAAGUCUUCGCUCCUUUUUCCCCAAAAAACCUCCCUAUCUGCACUCACCAGCAGAGCGAAGCAGAUCCUCAGCAACUCUGCCCAUAGCAACUACCCCCAUACUAACAGUAACAAGCCUGUUGGGAGCAAGAAGGAGAAGAGAGAGGAGAGCAAGAUCUACAUUACCAGGCCUCGUCCUGCGAAGGAGAGAGAAAAAGAAAGGGAACAGCGACGGGAGAGGAGGGAAGAGAGGGCAUCUCGACAUCCUAGAGAAGUUUUCCCUGGAGUAUUUUUGUACCAAACUGGGAAGACCACAAGGCUGGUAAACCUGGGUCAAAGAAGACAUGGCGGAAGGGGUGGGUCAGUGGUUAGGCACCUUAUUGGUGCCCCUCAACUUUGGCACAGCCCUCCUACUAAGGACAGUAAGGCAUCAGCACAUAACAAAAGUGUCAACAUUCAGAGUGAAACUGCAGAAAAGUCUUUUAGCAAAGCAGCAAUGACAAAACAGCUAGAAAAAAUCAAGAGGAAAGGCGAAUCCCGAGAUUUAAGGACUGCUGUCACAGCUGACCUGCCCAGUAAAAGAGAUAUCCAGAUCCCUUUGUCCUACCACCAAGAGCCUCCUCCGACCCCGGCCUCUGAAACAAGGUUAAGCUAUACAGAAAACACAGUCCACAGUCAGUUACGGGUCACUUCUUACCUUAGGACCUCAGAGAUUACCGAAUCUCAGCAUCAGCUAAACCCAGACUCCCACCUCACUGACAUCGAUCAAGAUACAAACCGCUCUAAUCCUGAUCCCAACCCCGAUCCAGAGCAAGAGCUGGAACCAGAGGAGGGAGAAAUGUCAGAUUACAGCUACGAGGAGGUCGAAGUCCGGCCAGGUUGGGCAGAGGAAAGCAUCAAUUGGCAGAGGACGUUCUCAGUUAAUCCGAUGGACUUCGAGCUACUGCGAUCGGACUGGAAUGACCUGCGCUGCAAUGUGUCCGGCAACCUCCAGCUGGCGGAAAGCGAAGUGGUGGACGUGCUGGCACAGUACAUGGAAAAACUCAAUGAACGCAAUGGAGGAAUCUACACCCUGCUAAGAAUCAUCAAUGUUGAGAAGCGCCGCGAUUCGGCAAGGGGAAACCGAUACCUGGUAGAGCUGGAGUUGAUGGAGAGAGGACGCAGCGUGGUACGGCUUUCAGAGUACAUUUACCUGCUGCUGCACCGUGGAAGGCCAGGAGAGGAAAGCGUGGAGAACACAGACUCCGCUCCGGCCUCUGCGCCGCCCCCGCUUCCCUCUGCGUCUGCAACCAGCUUCACCACCCAGCAUCCGUCUCCUUCCACCAGGUCCUCGGUGCGGCCCGGCGCGACACCGUGGAGCACUGCUUACGCUAAGCCUCUUCUCUGCCAGCCUGUCAUGCUGCAAUGGAGGCGAGAUGUCAUGGUGCACUUCGUGGUGCCGGUGAAAAACCAGGCUCGCUGGGUGCAGCAGUUUAUUUCUGACAUGGAAAAUCUUCACCAGCAAACAAAGGACGACAACUUCAGCAUCAUUAUUGUCGAUUUUGAGAGUGAGGACAUGGACGUGGAGCAGGCUCUCAGAGAGAGCAGGGUGCCAAAAUAUGAGUACCUCAGAAGAGAGGGAAACUUUGAGCGCUCGGCAGGGCUGCAGAUCGGCGUGGACACCAUUAAGGACAGUCACAGUAUAGUGUUUCUUUGUGAUCUGCACAUUCACUUCCCUCUGAACAUCUUGGAAAGCAUCAGGAAGCACUGCGUGGAAGGACGCCUGGCGUUUGCUCCCAUCGUCAUGAGGCUGAGCUGUGGUAGUUCACCUCUGGAGCCUAAUGGUUAUUGGGAGGUUAAUGGCUUUGGGCUGUUUGGAAUAUACAAGUCAGAUUUUGACAAGAUUGGAGGAAUGAACACCGAGGAGUUCAAAGACCGCUGGGGUGGAGAGGACUGGGAACUUCUCGAUAGGUAUAUUAAGUAAAUGAAAUUGUACAUAAAUAAUUCCCUUUGAAAAAUUACGUCCCUUUCUUGUGACCUUUUUUCUUUCUUUCCAUGUGUUCCUUCCUUUACUCCUCCUUGUUUUUGUCGUGCCCUGCUCAUAUUACUUGUAUCUCGCUUACUUUUGUUCAUUUCUUUUAUUCUUUAUAUUCCGAAUGAAUCUUGACAUGUCAAUAAAGCUUCACUGUUUUAGAUUCUCACACAUAAAUGGUAGUUUCCGAGGUAUUAAAUGUCAUGUAGAGAGGAAACAUUGUUAUGAAAGAUGAGAAAAGGAGUAGUGUAUUUAUUGCAGCCAAUGUCAUAAUAACAUUGCCACUGCAUAAUUUUUUAUUUUUAUUGUGUGCAGUCCUGUCUCUAACCUUUUUUCGGAGACUUUAAAAAGCACGCUACAGCAUCAAGCUCACGUGGGAUCCUCAUAAUUCCAUGUGCAUGAACAUAUCCAUGUAUAACUCCAAAUGUUUUUAGGUCUUAAAAAAUAUAAUACAUCUACAUUAUUCACAAAUCCUUCAUUGUGACUCUGAAUUGGCCAACAUAGAUUUUCUUUUUUUGACUUUUUAUCCCGACUUGUUUGCUUCUUGAUAUUACAUUUUCCCCUUGUUCUUGUAAAGGCGUUAUAAUGUUACAAUAUUUUUUAAGUCAUUCUAAUUCCAUAAAGCACAUUCAGAAAAGAU